Osmerus eperlanus (European smelt) is the source of this 2996-nucleotide messenger RNA. Its product is annotated as high affinity choline transporter 1-like. The coding region runs from base 283 to 1920 and encodes 545 amino acids. Gene Ontology annotation, biological process: transmembrane transport; acetylcholine biosynthetic process; choline transport. The transcript is spliced from 9 exons. NCBI's taxonomy places the organism in Eukaryota, Metazoa, Chordata, Actinopteri, Osmeriformes, Osmeridae. The record is from RefSeq and is a predicted model, not a curated record. Gene Ontology annotation, molecular function: choline:sodium symporter activity. Gene Ontology annotation, cellular component: plasma membrane.
GUUCCAAGCUUCCUGAAGGGACAUCCUAGACCUACAUCUUUUAAUUUGAUUCUACUCUACAAUCUUUACAUUCUUAAUGUUCAGGACGUUUCUUCUUUUCUUAUUUAGUUUUACAUAAUCUCUCUGUGUUGAGAAAGUUUGGGACCGUCCACCGUUACACAGCAUCUGUCUUAUACUGUUGGACCGUCUGUUCUGAUCCUUUCUCUCACGAUACCCUUCACACUCCAGCAUCACUAUUGGACAAGCUUACACACGCAUUACGUUCGGUUUUUCGCGGAGAAAAUGGCUCUAAACAUUCCGGGCAUCAUCGUCAUGGCUGGGUUUUACGUUCUCAUCUUGGGAACCGGCAUCUGGGCCUCCAUGCGCUCCAAGAAGGAGGAGAGGAAGUGUACGGGGGACGGGAUGGAGAUCACGCUGCUCGCUGGACGCAACAUCAACCUGCUGGUCGGGAUCUUCACGCUCACUGCCACCUGGGUGGGCGGAGGCUUCAUCCUCGGCAUAGCUGAGGCAGUGUAUAACCCUACCUUGGGUCUGGUCUGGGCUCUAAUGCCUGUGCCAUACGUCCUCACCUUCUUCCUGGGCGGUUUCUUCUUCGCCAAGCCCAUGAGAGAGAAUCGAUAUAUCACCAUGAUGGACCCGUUCCAGCAGAAAUAUGGCAACGUCCUGAGCAGCGCCCUGAUCCUUCCUGCGCUGGUGGCCGAUGUCCUGUGGGUGGCCCGCACGCUCGUCAGCCUCGGUGGGACCCUGAGCGUGAUCCUAGACCUCCACUAUGUCUACUCAAUCUGCAUCUCAUCCGUGGUGGCCAUCAUCUACACCCUGCUGGGAGGCCUCUACUCUGUAGCCUACACCGACGUCAUCCAGCUUAUCCUCAUCUUUGUCAGCCUGUGGGUGUGUGUUCCUUUCCUGCUGACCAGUCCCAACUCGCUGGAUAUCUCCCUGACGGCCUUUAACGCAACCUUCCAGGCUCCCUGGGUUGGCAAGCUGGAAGCCCAAGAUGCCGGCAAGUGGAUUGAUGACUUCAUGGUACUGGCUCUCGGUGGUCUGGCCUACCAGGCAUUCUACCAGAGGAUCCUGUCGGCCUCCUCCUACACCCAGGCCCAGGUCACCUGCUUUGCCUCCUCCGCCUUCUGCCUGGUGCUGGGCAUCCCUUCCAUCCUUGUGGGGGCUGUGGCUGCAUCCACAGACUGGAAUAUGACAGCGUAUGGUUUACCCACACCAUAUGAGCGCGGCCAGGCCGGCUCCAUCCUGCCCCUCGCCCUUCACCACCUCACCCCUCACUACAUCUCCAUCAUCGGCAUCGGGGCUGUCGCAGCCGCCGUGAUGUCAUCCAUGGACUCUGCCCUCCUCUCCUCGGCUUCCAUGUUCUCCUCCAACAUCUACAAGAACAUCUGUAGGAAACAGGCUUCAGACAGGGAGAUGCAGUGGGUGAUCCGUAUCUCGGUGGUGGUGGUGGGACUGGCCGGCACGGCCCUCACCUUCCUGGACAACAGUGUGCUGGUGUUCUGGCUGGUUGGCGUGGACAUGUCCUACACCAUCAUGUUCCCUCAGCUGGUCUGCGUACUCUUCUUCAAGAUCUCCAAUGGUUACGGUGCCACAGUGGGCUUCUUCUCCGGCAUGGUCCUGAGGUUCAUGAGCGGCGAGCCCCUCAUCAAUCUACCGCCCCUCAUCCAUUACCCCGGCUGCCGUCUAGACGCCGAAGGACGGCUCACCCAGUUCUUCCCCUUCCGCACCACCAUCAUGUUGACAACCAUUGUGUCCAUCCUGUUCUUCUCCUACCUGGCAUCCCUCAUCUUCAAUAAGGGCCUGCUCUCGGAGCGCUGGGACGUGUUCGGCAUCAGCCAGGAACAGGGCAAGAAGGUCGUCCAAGCAGAGACCAAAAACCCAGCAGCCUCCAAGCAAUUGCUAGACACCAGCUGUUAAGAGAGGGGGGGGGGGGAAGAGGCCGGUUGUGGGUGAGAGAGGAGCAGGCCAUCUUGGUUUCAUGCAAACCAAGUCAUGCAAAGGUCUCUUGAUAGAAUCAGAAAAUCGGAGAGAUACAAACAUUAUUAAAGUGGACACCACCGCAGUGGCCGCCGUUUGAUGUGUUGCAAUACUGUUCAAACAAAUCCUAGUACCAGCCAGCCAAGAAUUGUGCGUUUUAGAUUUUUUUUGGUACGCAUGAAUUUUUUAUUUACAUGUGUAUGGGAAUUCCUGUAAAAUACUCUUCUACUGUACAGACUUUUUUUGAUUAUAUUAUAAGUGUAUAUACUUUUACCAAAGCUCAACCUUAUGCAUUGCACAGGCAAAAAGUUAAUAGACUAUUGAAAAAGAAAUUAUAGGACAUUCUUAAUCAGUGAAACAAAUUAUUUGUUAGAAAUAAUCUGGACAACUAAUUUAGACUGAAAAACUAAAAGGUGUUUUGCUAAAUGUAAUCUGACAAUGUCUAAUGAAAUGCUUAUAGCGACUAAGUGCAAUAUGUUUUCCUCUUCAACUUGGAGUCCUCUUGGUUACUCGUGUUACCAUCGCCUUGGAUAAACCCAGUUGCCAUAUCAAGUAGCACAAGGUUAACAGUCUCAGUGCUGUCAGUGUAGGGGAGGUGAUUAGGAUACACCUUCUCAAAGCCCCAUUCAAAGUAUUUGAAUGCAUAGUGCGCAGGGAAAUCCUUUAUUUACUGGUGCACUAGGCUUCAUCCCUAACCGUUACUUUGGCAAAAACACACUUCUUCAGAAACAGAGGUGUGGCAAAAACACACCUCUUCAGAAAGGUAACUAUGGUCGUCUUUGUGGGCAAAGCAAAAAAUAAUAAUUUGACAGCAUUUUAAUUAAAAUUUAGUUUCGAGACCAAAUUGUUUUACAUAGAGAAUGGAAACGCAAAGUGAAUUGUGGUUGAAUGUUGCGACUCUGCAGCGUGUUUGUAGUCUAUACUGAGCCUCGAGGUAGGUCUGUCCUCUUGAGGUCUUACUAUAAUCCAUUGUAAAUCGUGGGGUUGUUUUGUGAAAAUAAAAAGGUAAACUACAA